Molecule: messenger RNA, 342 nt
Organism: Plasmopara halstedii
Lineage: Eukaryota; Oomycota; Peronosporomycetes; Peronosporales; Peronosporaceae
Exons: 2
Coding region: 1-342 (113 amino acids)
Source: RefSeq, a predicted model, not a curated record
AUGAACGCUCGACAAGAUUUCAAGAAUAUUCUUGUGACUGGUCGUUUUAGCAUCAGUCCAUUCGGGGAGUUAUUAAAGAUCUUGGGAUCGAAAUCGACGAAAUUGUGGACGCGCGCGAAGACGAUAUGCAUCUUGAACUUAUACGAAAUUCAAAUCGAUGCACCCGAGACAUUGCGUCACCAGCUUUGCCGAAUCAAAAAGCUAUUGCUGCAUCAUCGCACACGAUCGGGAAUCGUUUGGGGGCUGCGCUGCGGCUCGCUUGUCAAUCCAAUCCAGCCUUCAAUCAGUGACUCGACAUUUGCAAUGAUACAACAACCUUUAAAGAUGGAUGGGCAAUCAUAA